GACGAGUCGAGUCGAGAUUCAGGAAGGAGCCAAGACUUUGUGGGGUGCUGCCCGUCUGAGCAUUUGCAUCGUCCAAAAAAGUAUUCUCUCAUCGACCAUUAUUCUGUACACCACAAGCAUGUCUACCGUCACAUCUGAUACACCGAUUGCUACCAUCCCGCAAACGACGGGCAUGCGUAAGAAUGGCAAACACUGGCAAGACACCAAGAAGGCCUUCCGCCCUACCGCCGGCCAGACAUCAUACGCAAAGCGCCAGGUCAAGGAGCAAGCGAUCGCCGUCAUGAAAGCACAGGAAAAGGAGAUGAAGGAAGAAAAGGAAGCAGAGCGCAAAAGACGCAUUGCAGCAAUCAAGGAGAAGCGCGAGGCAAAGGAAGAGAAGGAGCGUUACGAGAAAAUGGCCGAGAAGAUGCACCAGAAGAGAGUCGACAGACUAAAGCGCAGAGAGAAGAG
This is a messenger RNA of Aureobasidium subglaciale EXF-2481, 450 nucleotides long. RefSeq lists its product as uncharacterized. The transcript has 3 exons. Lineage: Eukaryota; Fungi; Ascomycota; Dothideomycetes; Dothideales; Saccotheciaceae. The annotation marks the transcript as partial. The record is from RefSeq and is a predicted model, not a curated record.